AAUACGAUGACGUCAGUCAGUCCAGCUUAGAACGCAACAGGCUGGACAUAUCCAAAUUGAGGUUGUGUAGCACUUAUUUGACCUCGAAAUUUUUAUAACAAUAUGGGUGAGGCGUCGCAACGUGCCUGUUGUCGAAGGACUGGCCGUCUGACCCUCUCGAAGGGAAAGAAAGUCAUUUACGACGCAUUUGCCCCUACAUUUGAUCUGAACGAAGCGACCAAGAAAGCCACCUUGAUGUAUCUAAUAGGCGAAGAAGCCCAUGGCACCCUCCGCAACGCUGUCUUCCCUCAAGCGCCAGGUAACAUGACGUACGAAGCCCUAGUAGCCGAGCUUAAGAAGUACUACGCGAAGCAAAGACGGUCGGUCGCUGAAAAUCGUUAUAUUUUCCACGAACGUAAGCAGAGGACGCGCGAGUCGGUACAACAGUUCAUCGUGGAACUCGAGCGCCUCGCAGCAGAUUGCGAGUACGGAACAUUUUUGGACGAGGCUCUCAGAGACCAGCUCAUUGUUGGUCUAAAGGGCGAGGGCAUUCGUAACAAACUGUUGAGAGCUGAAGGACUGACUUGGAAGAAAGCCUGUUCCAUUGCCACGUCCGUGGAAGCCGCGGAAUCGACUGCCAUUACUCGUAGCGUCCGUGGGAACAUCAACGUGGGUGCAUCGGCCCAGAAGCCGAAGCAUAGGACUCUUUCGGCUGGAGUAAGAGAUGCCUCAAUGGCAUCGUUUGGAUCACGAUCAUCGCGCUUACAGGCAGCCUGCAGUUCACUCGGUGGUCAGCAACCCGGUGCUUCGAGGGCUAUUUCUACUACGGGGUUUUCGCUGUGCCCUACUGCACCCGCGGUGACGCCUGUCUUUCAGUUCCGCAGUUCGGCAUCGCGAAGCGGAGAGAUGCCUCGGAUUCCAGCGCAGAACAGGGAACCGCAACACCGUCCGUUCAGGUUUAUUCCGCACCCUGGCGGCGCAGACGGCCUACAGAUGGCACCAGCAUUCAACUUCAUUUUCAACGCAGCCAAACCUGCUGUAUUUCGAUUUCAUGGUGUUAGCUCCGAAACGACGUCUGGCCUUAAAACCCACAAGGUACUGCGGUGCAAGCAGGCUGGCAAGCGGAGGGGUGUUGACUCCUCAUUCCCGCAGCGAUCCCAUGGAAACACCGGGAAAAUACGUUCUUCCUGAUAACAAAGUAUAUAGGUCCUAUAUGAAACACGAAGCUUGGAUUCUGAUGUGGAGGAGCAGCGCGUCCAGGACUUUGGACGCAAAAAAAUAGCCUAUAUACAAAAAUAGAUCUAUGGAAGCCAUCAGAUAUAGAAUAGCCAUAAUAAGACUGCAUUAAAUGGUCAUGUAAUAUUA
This is a messenger RNA of Ornithodoros turicata, 1344 nucleotides long. RefSeq lists its product as uncharacterized. The record is from RefSeq and is a predicted model, not a curated record. NCBI's taxonomy places the organism in Eukaryota, Metazoa, Arthropoda, Arachnida, Ixodida, Argasidae. The coding region runs from base 103 to 1170 and encodes 355 amino acids. The transcript has 4 exons.